UUUUCGCGCCUUAAUUGUCUGUCGCGGUACUCUGAAGCAUUUUUAUAUUAAAUAAUAUUUUCUACGAUCCUAUUGUACGUUGUGUCCUAAGGGCCGAACCAUGGAUAAAAACAUUAAUAUCCGAAGUCCUACACCAGAAUAAAUACUUUUUCCUCGUGUUGUGAUAAAUUAUUUUUAGCGCUUUCGGUGUUGUUUAUUUUGUGCAUUGCUUAUGUAGUUGUUGAUAUCUGAUGACUCUCGAAGUAUUAAAUUGUAUCCGUUGAAGUGAGCGGUGGUUUUUCGGUUUCCAUUAUAAUUCAAUUCGCGAUGUCAGUAAAAAAAGAAAUAGUGAAACACGAAAAUGGUCGUGCGGAGUUGUUAUCCAAAAAACGAAAACUCGAUGAAAUGAUGAAUGGAUCAAUUAUCAGUAUAAAAUUAAAAAAUUUCAUGACUUUUACUGAAGUUGAAUAUCACGGGCAUCCAAAAAUAAAUUUAAUUAUUGGACCCAAUGGAUCUGGAAAAUCGUCAAUUGUAACAGCCUUCAUAUUAGGGUUUGGUGGUGGCCCGAAAGAUAUAAACAGAGGAGAUAAAGUCAGUCAUUUUGUAAAAUUGGGAAAAUCUCAAGCUGAUAUUGAAAUUGAACUUUAUCAAAAAUCAAAGGAAAAUAUGAGAUUGAGAAGAACAAUAUUUUAUACCAAUGAAUCUUGUCAUUAUUAUAUUAAUAAUGUCAUGGUCACAAAAAAAAAAUACAUUGAAAUUGUUGAGAGUUUUAACAUAAAAGUGCAUAACUUAUGUCAGUUUUUACCACAAGACAGAUUAGAAGAUUUUUCUAAAUUAGAUUCAAAAGGUUUAUUAUUAAAUACACUACAAAGUAUUGAAGAUACAGAUUUACUAAACAAAUUUGUAGAGUUAAAAAGUCUUGCUGAUGGUAUGGCUAAUUUUGAAAAUGAUCAGAAAAAAUUAAAAAAUGCAAUUAGUUCAGAAUUUUCUGUUAAUUCAAAGUUGGAAACAAUUGUAAAUUCAUUUACUGAGAAAAACGUUUUAGAAAAGCAAUUAUUAAUUGUAUUACAAAAAAGAUGUUGGUCAUUAUAUAUUUUAGGUUGGCGGCAAAUUCAAAAUGAAAUAAAAAAAUUUAGAAUUGCAGAAAAUCAUAAUAAAACUGCUUUGAGCAUUAUCAAUCGACAAAAAGAUAAAGUAAAUAAGAAAAAAUCUAUGGAAAUUGAUAUGAAAAAAAUUGUUUUGAAAAAUGCGAAUGUUGUUGGUAAAUUCCUAGAAAAAUUAAAUGAGAAAGUUGGAGUUGCUGAAUGUUACGUAUCUGAUUUAAAAGAACUAAAUAGUACAGUAAAAAAAAGUUCAAUUAAAAUUGAUGAAUAUAAAGAGACAAUAUCAAUAAUGGAAAAGAAGUUAGAGUCUAUAAAAAAUGAAACAUUAAAUGUUGAAGAGUGCAAACAAGAACUCCUUAAAAUUAAUAAAAAAAUGUUGAUUAUUGACGAAAGUAUUAAUCCUAUAAAAAAAAAUCUAAGUGAUAUUAAAAACCAACUCAUUGGUAUAACCGAUAAAAUGAUUUCCAUCGAUCAAGAACUUAGACGUGAACAACGAAAAGAAGAUGGUAAAAAUCAAUUCAUUGAAAGAAAAUUUCCUGAGUUGUGGAAAGCUGUAAAAUGGUUAAGAAAUUGUGAUAAAUCGUCCAUCUUUCGUGGACAAGUUUUUGAACCUUUAUUCACACAGAUUGAAAUUAUUGAGCAAAAGAAUGCCAAGUAUAUUGAAAAUAUUAUUCCAUAUCGUGAUAUGAUAGCAUUUGUUUUUGAGUAUGCAGAGGAUUUGACUACAUUUAAUAAUAUAGUUAAAAGAGAAGGUUGGCAAAAAAUUAAUUCACUUUCAGCUCCAUCUGCCAAUCUUUUAAUAAAUGACACACCAAAUUAUAAUAUAAAUAGUUUAAAGAAAUUUGGUUUUUAUUCAUAUGCAUUAGACAUGAUUAAAACUCCACUUCCAGUAAGAAGAUAUUUAAUUAGACAAUAUAAUAUGCAUAGCAUACCUAUUGGCUCUAGUGAUGUACUCAAUUCUUUGCAAAAUUUGCCUGAUGAUAUCUCAUUUUUAUUUGCUGGAAACGAUAAAGUUGUUUUAAAAUAUUCUUUGUAUACUAAUGAAAAAAUUACUCAUCAAUCUCCAAUAAAUGAAGCACAAUUUUUACUAUUUUCUGUGGAUUCUAAUUUAAUUCAAUCGCUGAGUAUCAGAAAAGAAGAAAUUAAAGCGAAAUGCGAAAGUUAUGAAAAAAAACAAACUGAAUUGAAUAACCUCUUAAAGAAUACAGAAGACAGUCGCCAGCCUUAUUUUGAAAAAAAAAAAGAAAUAAAUGGGAAUAUUAUGAAAUUUCAAGAUCAACAAAGAGCUUUUGAUAGAAUAGUGAAAGAUAUACAGUUUAUUCGAAGUUCACUUAAAAAUGAAGAGGGAAGAUCAACCGAAUUUUUAAAUCGAAAUUCGCAAUUAAUCAGUAAGUACUUAAGUUCAAUGCAAGAAGUUGUUGAAUUGUUUGACAAUUAUGCUACUGCUUCAAAAACGUUUACUGCAUCAGCAUUCAUUGUUAAUAAUUGUUGUGAAAAUAGUGAUGAAGAAACCAAAAUGCUGAAACAGUUAAAGUUGCUUUACGUAGCUAAUAUGAAUAAUUUUAGUGAUUAUCUGAAGUACAUACAAAAAUUGGAAUUAGAAUUGAAGAAAACAUUAGAGGUAGCUUUACAUUGGACUAAAGGGGUAUCUCCAUAUGAUAAAAACUUAUUUAAACCGUAUAAUGAUGCAUUUGAUACUAUAGAGGAAAGUGAUGUCUGCGAUUUAGAUAAUGUUAUUAUUGAGAAAAGAGCCAAACUUAAUUGUCUUUGCGUUGAUCCAAAAGCUCCUCAGUUAAUAAAAGAAUAUAAAGAGCGUAAGGUCAAAAUAAAAGAACUCGAAAAAAAAUUGGAGAAUUUAACUAACGAUUCCCAGUCUAAAGAAAAACAAAUUGAAGCCAUACAUUCAAUAUGGUUGCCAAAACUACAAAAACUUGUUAGUUCUUUGUGUUCCAAUUUUUCUAACUUUCUUACCACAUUUGGUUGUAGUGGCUUGAUCGAAUUGGAUGUUGGUGUUACAAGGUACGAUUAUCAUUCAUAUGGUCUAUUGAUUAAAGUACAAUUUCGCAAUGACCUUUCAUCAUUGAGACUUUUAGAUGCUAAAUGCCAAAGUGGUGGUGAACGUGCAUUGACAACAGCUCUGUUUUUGUUGGCUCUUCAAGAAGUUACACAUUUUCCAUUUAGAAUUGUUGAUGAAAUUAAUCAGGGUAUGGAUAAAAUUUAUGAAAAAAAGCUUAUGGAAUUGUUUAUGGAGUUGUUUGAAACUAGAAGUAACCAAUAUUUAAUCAUCACUCCAAAAUUGGUGCAAAACCUUUCUUUUAAAAACACAACAGUGAUAAUAAUAUUUUGUAUCGCUAAGAACAAUGAAGUAGAUGAAGAUGCGCUAAUUGUGGAAGAAAACGAGGAAAUAGAGGAAGAAGAUGAUUAUGAAACAGAGGAAGACUAACUGUUCAAUAUUUCUUAUCAAAUAUUAUAAUAUAAUAUUGUUACUAAUUUUUUAUUUUUUAUACAUGUGUAUCAUAUAUUUUUUAUUUUUGUUGUAAUGAAAGCACUAUAAUUUAUAACCAAAGUAAAUGUGUCUUAAAUUGCUUAACGAUAAUUAUUUUUAUAAUUAUUUAUAAUACAUUCUUCGAUUAAUAAAUAAUAAGUUGCCUUUUUAUUUCCCAACUGCUGCACACACUUCAAUGUCCAUCUAUAGAAUAAAAAACC
This is a messenger RNA of Sipha flava (yellow sugarcane aphid), 3788 nucleotides long. RefSeq names its product structural maintenance of chromosomes protein 5 (gene SMC5). The coding region runs from base 307 to 3525 and encodes 1072 amino acids. The record is from RefSeq and is a predicted model, not a curated record. The transcript has 21 exons. Gene Ontology annotation, molecular function: ATP binding; ATP hydrolysis activity. Gene Ontology annotation, cellular component: Smc5-Smc6 complex. NCBI's taxonomy places the organism in Eukaryota, Metazoa, Arthropoda, Insecta, Hemiptera, Aphididae. Gene Ontology annotation, biological process: double-strand break repair via homologous recombination.